AUUACAGGUCUUUAGAUGCAUGAAGAGGAAAGAAAGGAAAUGGGCUCAGUGACCUUUUGCGAGUGAUUUCCCCAGCGUUCAAACAGCAGCAUGAAAGCCAGGCUUGUUUCUGAAGUCUGGCGCAAAAUGUCAAUUGCAACUUAUCCCACCGGCCCAAGGAUGUCGUUUGAAAGUGGAUUCUAGAGUCACUGCACAUCAAUGGUGGGACUCUAUGGGGUCUCUGUACCUCUAAUUCAAGUAACAGCUCUAUUUUUUACCUUCGGUUAAUGUCACCAUGUAAUUUGGGUGUGCUCAAUUGUUAAGCCGAAAGACAUGACACAUUACAAUGAGUAUGUACACACAGGAAAUAUUUACAGAUUCAUGUAAGUACAGGAAGGGAACUAUGUUGUAAUUUUCCCAACACCAUGUGGAUUCCCCUUUUUGUCCAGAUCAAGGAAAUCAGUUGAAUUACUCUUGGUAGGGCUUUUUUUCUGAGGAAGUAUGCCUGAAAUUCAAACCUGUUUCUCGUAUCUGAUGUGAUUCGUCAAAGAGGAUGAGGAAGCCAGAAGGUUUUUACAGGGUCAAUGAAAAACCAAACUGUUUGAAUAUAGCUAUCAGCUGAUUGAACACAAUCAGUAUCACGUCCCUGUCAUGUUGACUGUGACUAGAGAACAAACAAAGUUAUUUUAGGGAGGCUGUGUUAUUGAAGACCUUUUAGAACUCACCUGAAUGAAUGAUUCCAGCUACACAAAUAAAUGGAUCUCAGCAUAAACAAGGCUAUGACGCAAGUCCACACUGCCCUUUUGAUAAAUAAUAUUUAGCAAACAUGUUUUUUUUUUCUAGGAAACAACAGCUCAAACAUGACACAUCAUUUCAACAACCACAGUGCGUGGAUAGAAUUUCCGCUUACUUAUUUUGUACACUGUAGUGUUAUAAAGACUAUUUCAUUCUUACACACGUACAAAACACCCAUCAAGGUUUCUGUUUGCAUAUGCCCGGCCAGCAAACCUCCAGUGAGUCCGCUUCGUCAUCGACUCUCAUUUCGACAGCUGUUCACGGCCUGUGGGGGAAUUCCUGGUUCCUCGAGUAGACACAGCCUUUCCCCUGCUUACUUUAUGGGAACAGGGGGCAGGGCCACUCAGAUGGUUUUCCUCAGAAACUAUUAUGUGUUGAUUCAUUGUGAGGGGGCGUGCUGCUCACCACUCCCACUGUUUCCUUCUUACUGGGAAGUGACUGUUAGGCUUACCGAACAGAGGGAGCGUAUGAAAAACAGAUAAGAGGGGAGGGAGGGAGACUGAUGGGUGAUGUGAAUGAUGGUGGUAUUUAAGGUGCUUGCUCUGAAUGUCAGACAGUCUGCUGAAUCCUUCCAGGGGACUUGGACGCCAUGGGAGAGUGAGCAGUCGGCCUACAAGCAGAAAACACAGUUUUGUUCGAGGCCGUGGCAUGGAUGAGGUACGGCCUACCAGUGGGGCUCCAGCCCACGGACUGGUGCCGAUGUUUCCCCCUGGACUGCAGGCUAUCUACGGGGAAUGCCGGAGACUUUACCCCGAGCAGGCCAACCCGCUUCAAGUGACCGCCAUUGUAAAAUAUUGGUUAGGUGGUCCUGACCCGUUAGACUACAUCAGUAUGUAUCGCAGUGCGGGCUCUCCGGCUCAGGACAUCCAGGAGCAUUGGCACUAUGUCAGCUUUGGACUCAGUGACCUGUACGGGGAUAAUCGGGUUCACGAAUUCACAGGGACAGACGGACCCAGUGGGUUUGGUUUUGAGCUCACUUUUAGACUCAAAAGAGAGACGGGAGAGACGGCACCACCAACCUGGCCGGCUGAACUCAUGCAGGGGUUGGCUCGCUAUGUAUUCCAGUCAGAAAACACAUUUUGUAGUGGCGACCAUAUAUCGUGGCACAGUCCUCUAGACAACAGUGAAUCUCGUAUCCAGCACAUGUUGCUGACAGAGGAUCCACAGAUGCAACCCGUUCUGACUCCGUUUGGCACAGUGAGCUUUCUCCAGAUUGUGGGUGUUUGUACGGAGGAGCUACAGGCGGCCCAGCAGUGGAACGGCCAAGGCAUCCUGGAGCUGAUGAGAGGAGUCAGACUAGCUGGCGGCCCCUGGCUAAUCACAGACAUGAGGAGAGGGGAGACCAUUUUUGACAUUGACCCACACCUACAACAGGAGAGGGUGGAUCAGGGUAUUGAAACGGAGGGCUCUAACCUGAGUGGGGUCAGCGCCAAGUGUGUGUGGGAUGAUCUGAGCCGACCGCCAGAGGACGAGGAGGACAGCCGAUCCAUCUGCAUCGGAUCCCAGCCCCGGAGGCUCUCAGAAAAAGACACGGAGCAGAUCAGGGAGACCCUGAGAAAAGGCCUGGAGUUUAACACCAAGGCAGCACUACCACCCAUCAGCAGCCAGAGACCGAGCCACGACAGACCUCAGAGUCGGAAGGACAGUUUGGAGAGCGAGAGCUCAGCAGCCAUUGUUCCUCAUGAGUUGGUCCGAACACGACAGUUGGAGAGCGUCCAUCUGAAAUUCAACCAGGAGUCAGGCACACUGCUGCCGCUCUGCCUGCGGGGCCGGUUGCUCCAUGGGAGACACUUCACUUACAAAAGCAUCAACGGAGACACAGCCAUCACAUUUGUGUCUACUGGAGUUGAAGGAGCUUUUGCUACAGAGGAGCAUCCUUAUGCCGCUCAUGGCCCCUGGCUUCAGAUAUUGUUGACUGAAGAGUUUGUGGAGCAGAUGCUGGGGGAUUUACAUGAACUGAACACUCGUGAGGAGACAAAGUUACCAAAGGAGUACAGUUGGCCAGAAAAGAAGCUGAAGAUCUCUGUCCUACCAGACUCUGUGUUUGAUAAUCCACUGCAAUGAGACAGAGACACUUCCUCUCUAGAAACACCAGCAGACACACACUUCCAGAGUGUCCAUUUUGAGCAGGAGACCUCCGACCAUGCAGCGACCCUGAGCUUUCAGAAAUGUUGUUCCCCUGUGGACGGCCAGAGACUGAAAAUGAUCUGAGGGAAGGUCUAAACUCUUUUUGACUUCCUGCAUUCUUAGACUAGCCCUACAGUUCACAACAUUUCUCUUAGGCUUGAAUACUUUUGAGAAUGUCAAACCAGCCGGUCCAGAUGGUUAACAAUCAUUAUAUGUGACACACUAGCUGUAGGGCAAAACAGGAAGUUGUCAUUCCUCCAGUAAGGCCUGCCACAUCUGAGGUCCAAAAUAAAAGUCACAAAUACAGUUGAUACCGCAUCCUGUGAUCACCAGACAUGGUGUCUCCGGAGAUAACUGUUACAGUUCUAUUUAUUCCACUUGCCUUUAGAAAGGAAGGAAAAUGCACAUGUUGAACAUUCUUACCAGUGUUUCUUUCAAUUGAGCUCAUGUGUAUAGUAUUUACAAAUGCUGGACAUUUUUCUCUUGUGUGUUUGUGGACAUACCAAAGUUUUACCUGUUGGCAGUCUGCUGCCAAUACCGUCUGUGUCAAAUGUGUCAUGAUUUUGUAAUAAUCACAUGAUGGACUGAACUAUGAUUAACUAAAACUUCACUGCGUGUGACUUCCCUGGCACAGGGGAUCUCUUUUUUUUUUCUCACAUGAUGCUUUUAAAAAAAAUCAAAUACAUCAAGUUUGUUGUAAAUGUUCGAAUAUCAGGAAUCCAUUGUCACUGUCUUCUCAAGUGUUGUCGCCAGUAGCCACAUACAUAUUUUGUUGUCAGUAGGACCUGCUUAAAAUUGAGUUGGAGUAAAAUUCCUCAGUGCCUCGUGUUGAAAAUGACUACAUAUUCUCUAUUGACCUUUAAUGCUGCCUACAGUCCUAGAUUUGUUAAACACUAGUCAUUUUAAUCAAGACUGCUGCGUUCAGUCUUUUUCUGAGGGUCAUUGCAUUCCAUUUCAACACUAAAACAGAAAGGACUACUUUUACUGAAAAACUGUACUAUUAUACAACAUGUCAUGGCAUCUUAUUUUUGUUUCCUUUUUUAUUCAGAGUGAUAAAUGUAAAGUUUAGACAUUUUUGAUAUGGUAUUUUGUAAUUACUGUCCUAUGACUGAACUGCCUGAUUGUAAUCCCAAGUGCAUUAAAGUGUGUAGGUAUUUACACAAAUAAAGCUGGAACACUAAUGCAGAAUUA
Trematomus bernacchii (emerald rockcod) is the source of this 4092-nucleotide messenger RNA. It is a transcript of the gene sufu, whose product is annotated as suppressor of fused homolog (Drosophila). NCBI's taxonomy places the organism in Eukaryota, Metazoa, Chordata, Actinopteri, Perciformes, Nototheniidae. Gene Ontology annotation, molecular function: transcription factor binding. The record is from RefSeq and is a predicted model, not a curated record. Bases 1321 to 2838 code for a protein of 505 amino acids. The transcript is spliced from 13 exons. Gene Ontology annotation, cellular component: nucleus; cytoplasm.